Emys orbicularis (European pond turtle) is the source of this 1407-nucleotide messenger RNA. RefSeq names its product MTOR associated protein, eak-7 homolog (gene MEAK7). The record is from RefSeq and is a predicted model, not a curated record. NCBI's taxonomy places the organism in Eukaryota, Metazoa, Chordata, Testudines, Emydidae. Bases 1 to 1407 code for a protein of 468 amino acids. Gene Ontology annotation, biological process: TOR signaling. The transcript is spliced from 7 exons.
AUGGGAAAUGUGGAAAGCAGUUGCUAUGAGAACCACCUUUCAAGGUUUCUUCCUGAGGAAAAGACAGAUAUAGAUGGAGUAUUUGGUACCUUAUCUGGGUCGGAUGGAUCCGGAGGAGUAAAGAUUGGAAAAGCUACCAGAAAAGCUGUAACCCUGGCAAUGUUAAAGGCCCAUGUCCAGGAAGCAUUACCAGAGCAAAUGACCUCUAGGCUAUACAAUGGAAUAAAAAGUGUUGACCUGACUGGGAAGUCAUCUGGGUCAAGUGAACAGAUUGUUAAGGAGCAGUUCAUAAUUUUUAUGUCAGCCCUUUUAAAAGGCAACGUAGAGGAGAAGAGCAGCAUAAUAAUGAGAAUGAUAUCUAGUACCGAAGGGCCUGUGAAGGGAAAACAAAUCCAAGAGUUCACAGAGGAUGUGAUCACCUCUGUAGUUCAUGUACUGAGCUACAGGAAUCUGCUGAAGGGCUGGAAUCUGGAGAAGACUCAAGGUCCUGCCAGUGGAGUAAAGGCUCUGGUUUCUCAGCUGUUAUCAGAACUGAAACUUGAAGAUGGGAAGAAACUUGUGGGACCGCCUCUCAUGGAUGCCGUGUGUGAUCAAAGUACCAUUGAGAACUGGGUGUUCCAAGUUCCACAGAUCUCUACUUUCCUCAGUGUUAUCGUCAGGCAGGGGCUCCUUGUCCUGCAUUCACUCCCAGAUCACGCUGAAGACCUAGUCAAUUUGGUUCCAGAGUGCAAGGGCAUCAACGGAAGAAGUUUUGUUAGUUUUCUGGACAUCCCAUCCAUCAUAUACAUCAACUCCCAGCUCCCCUCGGAGCUACAGCUCAAGUGGAGGCUUUUGUUUUCUUCUCGGGUUCACGGAGAAAGUUUUUCACAGCUGUGUGGGCAAAUCAUAAACAAGGGUCCUUGUAUAUUGGUCUUAAAGGACUCGGAUGGAUAUAUCUUUGGUGGGUUUGCAUCGCAAUCGUGGGAUUCUAAACCACAAUUUCAGGGUGACAACAGAUGCUUUUUGUUUUCCGUUUCUCCCUCUCUCGCGGUGUACACGGACACUGGAUACAAUGACCACUACAUGUAUUUGAAUCAUGGGCAGCAAACUAUGCCAAAUGGACUCGGCAUGGGAGGACAGCAUGAUUACUUUGGGCUCUGGAUAGACAGUAACUAUGGGAAUGGACACAGCAGAGCGAAACCUAGCUGUACCACCUACAACAGUCCUCAGCUGUCAGCUAAUGAAAACUUUACAAUAGAUGCCAUGGAGGUGUGGGCAGUUGGAGAUCUCCCAAAAAGCGCAGUGCUAAAGGGUAAGAAGAGCAUCCUGGAUACAGACCCCGAGGCUCACGCCUUGUUAGAAAUGUCUGGAAAAAGUCGUCAGAGCGAUGGUUUGCGAGAGCAGAUUGAAGAUGAUGAUGACAACUAA